This is a messenger RNA of Durusdinium trenchii, 423 nucleotides long. Lineage: Eukaryota; Dinophyceae; Suessiales; Symbiodiniaceae. The record is from the annotation of a GenBank genome assembly.
UUUUGGCUCAGAAUACAGUUCGAAAGAGGAAGAGACCGAGGCUGAACCGAUGCCUUCCAAGUUUGUGAGCGAUGGUGUGCACUUCAAGCACGCAUUCUGUUCAUUGAACGAAGGGAAGCUGGACGACUUCUACAAGGUCGAAACCAAAAAGAAAUUGGGCGAAGGAUCUUAUGGCUCCGUCUCGAAGGGCGUGCACAAGUCCACGAACGCGGUUCGGGCCAUCAAGGCCAUUGAUCGCACGAAGAUUGCGGAUGGGGAGCGCUUCCAAACAGAGGUUGACAUUCAGUCCGCUUUGGAUCAUCCAAACAUCGUGAAAUUGUACGAAGUCUUUGUGGACGCGAAGAAGGUCUAUUUGGUCAUGGAGCUGUGCACGGGUGGCGAACUCUUCGACCGAAUCCUGGAAGAAGCUGAGAAACAUGAAGG